Molecule: messenger RNA, 2234 nt
Organism: Colius striatus (speckled mousebird)
Lineage: Eukaryota; Metazoa; Chordata; Aves; Coliiformes; Coliidae
Gene: NMD3
Product: NMD3 ribosome export adaptor
Exons: 15
Coding region: 33-1547 (504 amino acids)
Biological process (GO): ribosomal large subunit export from nucleus
Cellular component (GO): nucleus; cytoplasm
Molecular function (GO): ribosomal large subunit binding
Source: RefSeq, a predicted model, not a curated record
GCCGCGGCCACGCCGGAGAGCUCCGGGCGGCCAUGGAGUACAUGACGGGGCCGGCGGCGCACACGCAGGGCAACAUCCUGUGCUGCCAGUGCGGAGUGCCCAUCCCGCCCAACCCGGCCAACAUGUGCGUGGGCUGCCUGCGGGCGCAGGUGGACAUCACCGAGGGCAUCCCCAAGCAAGGCACUGUCCACUUCUGCAAGCAGUGCGAAAGGUAUCUCCAGCCUCCAGGAACCUGGAUUCAGUGUACCUUAGAAUCAAGAGAACUUCUUGCUUUGUGUCUUAAAAAAAUCAAAGCUUCACUGAGCAAGGUCCGGCUGAUCGAUGCGGGCUUUAUUUGGACUGAACCUCAUUCCAAGAGGCUGAAGCUGAAACUGACCGUUCAGAAGGAGGUGAUAAAUGGAGCAGUUCUUCAACAAGUAUUUGUGGUGGAAUACAUAGUUCAGUCUCAAAUGUGUGAAGACUGUCACAGGAUUGAAGCUAAGGAUUUCUGGAAAUCUGUAGUGCAAGUCAGACAAAAGACUGUACACAAGAAGACUUUCUACUACUUGGAGCAACUGAUUUUGAAACACAGGCUUCAUCAAAAUACCCUUCGUAUCAAAGAAAUCCAUGAUGGUCUGGAUUUUUAUUAUUCUUCAAAGCAACAGGCCCAGAAGAUGGUAGACUUUCUUCAGUGUACAGUUCCUUGUAGAUCAAAAUCAUCGCAGCGUUUGAUCUCUCACGAUAUCCAUAGUAACGUCUACAAUUACAAAAGCACUUUCUCGGUGGAAAUUGUUCCAAUAUGCAAGGACAGUGUUGUGUGUCUGUCACCAAAGCUGGCACAGAGCCUUGGUAACAUGAGCCAGAUCUGUGUGUGCAUUAGAGUAACCAGUACCAUCCACCUCAUCGAUCCUACCACUCUGCAGAUUGCUGAAAUUGAUGGCAAUACCUACUGGCGCCACCCUUUCAAUAGCUUGUUCCAGCCCAAACAGCUCGAGGAAUUUAUCAUUAUGGAUAUCAACAGGGUUCACGAGAAGAAGAAAGGGGCAGGGGCAGGAGCAAGAUCCAACAAGCACACACUGGCUGAAGCCUGGGUACGGAAAACAUCUGAGCUGAAUACAGAUCAUCAGUAUUUCUGCUGCACUCACUUGGGGCACAUCCUGAAUCCUGGUGACCUUGUCUUGGGAUUCGACUUGGCAAACUGCAACCUAAAUGAUGAGUUUGCCAAUAAGAUGAACCCACAGCACAUUCCUGAUGUGGUGUUAAUAAAGAAGAGCUACGACCGCACCAGGCGCCAGCGGCGCAGGAACUGGAAGCUGAAAGAGCUGGAAAGGGAUAGAGAAGGAACAGAUACAGAUGAUGAAAGACAAUACCAAGACUUCCUUGAAGAUCUGGAAGAAGAUGAAGCCAUUAGGAAGAAUGUCAACAUUUACAGAAAUGCAGAUGUUCCAGUGGAGAGUGACACAGAUGAUGAUGGUCCUCCCCGAAUCAGCCUGGCUGAAAUGCUGGAGGAUCUGCACAUUUCCCAGGAUGCCACUGGUGGGGAGGGAGCAAGUAUGAUGACAGAAUAAGAGUAGUGCACUAGUCAAUGCAAUAAAUGUUCCUUUAACAUGUUCCAAAGUAAACAUAACAAACUGAUCACAUUAAAAAUAAUGUAUGAUGGACCUAAAUGAAUAUUUUAUAUAGAGAUUUCUAGAGAAUCAUCAGUUUUCUGGUGCAAGCAUUGCAGUGGAAGUUCCACAAGUUCCUCCCAUCCCCAGGUGCUCUCUCCUUGCAGCUUCUCCACUGUAAAGACCAGAUGACUAACUUCAAAGUUAUAUACUAGGAGUAAUUGUUGCCUUGUGCAGAAGGCAGCUGAUAAGGAAGGAUGUGCAGAGGGAGAGAUUUUGUUCUGGAUUGUCUUGUUUAUAAUUUUCCUUUCUUUGUUUCCCAUCUUAAGCUUUUUGGCAUAAUAGUUUGAAGCCUUUUAUGAUAUUGGCUAGAUUAUUCCACAUAAACAUAUUUUGGGUUAACUCAUGAAUAUGUCUUCUCUUCCUUUGGUAAGGGAACUCCAAAUAUUCAUGUUUACACCAAAAAAAAAAGCUGCUCUGUAAAUUGAUUUAAGAUGCAGCCCUUGAUCAGAAAGAUUGCAAACUUCUGUUAAGUAUAAUGAAUGUUGUAUUGUGCUGUACUCCAUGCCUGUGUCAGUGGAUUAAAAGCAGUCUGUGUAAUGUCUAAUUAGUACACCAGCUAUGAACGAUUAAAAAGCUCCUCAGAUA